CAUUUACUAAAGCAAGUGGCUUAGAAAUUCACUGCGAUGUCGCUGUUCCCAGACCACCCUCCCUGUGUUGGACUCGCUCUGUGAAGCGGUGCAGCGCUCAGACAGCGCUGAUGGCAGAUCGGGGCACGUGGACUGUGCCAGAGGAAAAGGCGAUAUCACCUGUUUGGGAAAUCUAGAACAACAGCGGACAAAAAGGAAGGAGGGACAGGCAGGUGGAAGCUUAGGUCUGCUGUGUCCACCCACCCCAUACUCUAUUAUAUACCCAAACAGAGACUCUCUCUCUCUCUCUCUCUCUCUCUCUCUCUCUCUCUCUCUCUCUCCUUGCCUCUCCCUUUCUUCCCAUUUGUCUCCUCCACUCUCUGAUGCUGGUGUGGUGAACCGCAGGACACUCUCCGCUGAGCUGCAUGGAGGCACAGGGAGGGGCGGGGAGCCCAGAGCCCAAUAAAGACAUCCAGAAGCUGCUGAAGCCCUCCAGCUCAGGUGACCUGUCCAAGGAGCUGUUUCAGCACCCAUUAGCAGAGGAGGAGGGCAGCUUGUCAGGGCACACUGCUAGCCUGCUGCACAUCAACGAGAAGAGACAACCGUUGAGCAGUGUCUCUUCUUUAGAGGUGCACUUUGACCUCUUGGAUCUCACUGAACUUACCGAUAUGUCUGACCAGGAGCUAGCUGAAGUUUUCGCUGACUCUGAUGAGGAAAACCACAAUGAGUCCCCAGCAGGUUCCCAUCACCCUGCGCUUCCCAGAGGUGGGUACAUGCGCUCCCCCUCGUGGACACGAUGCAGCAAAGUUGAGCCUCCACGAGAGAGAAAGCACCACAGUGACUCAGACACCACAGAGCCCUUAAUGAAGCUGGAAAGGCCAAAGCAACCAUGAUCUCUGACAUGAACCAACCAGCCUGCAGAGAGGAAAAUAAAACCCAGAGCCAGACAUACAGCCAGAGCGGUCACACAAAGCGGACCAAGAUGCCUCGUUCUGCCACCGUGCUCUCACAUAAUCUUACAUGGUGCUGGCGAGUUCAGGCUGAACUCUGGACACUGUGCUCUCUACUCUAACUAAAGAUGCUGAGAUGUGCAAUGUGCACACUUUCUUCUCUCCCCGUCCCAUUCUCUCCCACACUCACAAACACACGCAAUCAUUGUGUUGCUCAAGCAAAAGGUUCUUAGUGCACUCUGAGCUGCCAGAUUAUAAUCUUUGUUUAUUGGUUGACAGACAGGGUAUUAGGUCAGCAGAAUAAUAGCACUUUUAUCUGUGAAACCUCUCAGCAUGGGCUUGCACAGUGAGAUUGAUCGGGACAUAACCACAGCGUUAGGUUAGACUUCACGUGAAGCUCAGAUGACAGUGAGCUUCACUCUCAAUUACAAAGUCAUAAGAUAAAUCAUAAAUCAGACAUUUUUUUUCCUAAAUGAAACAUCACAUCGAUCUCUUAUUGAGGCUUAUUCUGUAACACCUCGAAGUAAGUUAAGUGAAGCAGGGGAUGUUGGUUUCUGCAAGGCUCAGCUCUAUCCACCACCUUUUCUCAAUCGUAAUGAAGAAUGUGUGCUGUUGUUUUAAAUGCCUAAAUAAAAAUAAUGCACUUCUUCA
Pelmatolapia mariae (spotted tilapia) is the source of this 1580-nucleotide messenger RNA. It is a transcript of the gene dbndd1, whose product is annotated as dysbindin domain containing 1. Gene Ontology annotation, cellular component: cytoplasm. Gene Ontology annotation, biological process: negative regulation of protein kinase activity. The transcript is spliced from 4 exons. The record is from RefSeq and is a predicted model, not a curated record. The coding region runs from base 405 to 872 and encodes 155 amino acids. NCBI's taxonomy places the organism in Eukaryota, Metazoa, Chordata, Actinopteri, Cichliformes, Cichlidae.